CUUUCCUUUCUUUUCCUCGCAAGUCCUUAACAUCGUAUCCUCCGCCUCCAUUAUAUCUUUUAUCCUCUUCCUUCCCCUCUUCACUCAUACUUUCCCAUUUUCUCUCCUUUUCCUCAAAGAAGAUGGCUUUCUCUGCUCCCACUGCCAACUUUACUCCUCUCAAUACCCCUUUCCUCAGAUCUCACGAUAACACCCUCGUAUCCUCCCUCUCCCCCUCACCCUUCUUCGGAUCCACCGCCAAACUCCGCCUCUCUUCUUCCCCCAAUUUCAAUCUCCACCGUCGAUCUGGAUCCGUCGUCGCCGUUUCCGAAGCCGUCAAGGAGAAGAAAUUCAAAUCCACCCGCAACCUGUUAAUUACGAAAGAGGAAGGAUUGGAAUUGUACGAAGAUAUGGUACUGGGACGGGCAUUUGAAGACAUGUGUGCUCAGAUGUACUACAGGGGAAAAAUGUUUGGUUUCGUUCAUCUCUACAACGGCCAAGAAGCUGUUUCAACUGGUUUCAUUAAACUCUUGAAGCUACAAGAUUCUGUCGUCAGCACGUACCGCGAUCACGUGCACGCCUUGAGCAAAGGCGUCCCUGCACGCGCCGUCAUGAGCGAACUCUUCGGUAAGACCACCGGCUGCUGCCGCGGCCAAGGUGGGUCGAUGCAUAUGUUUUCUCGUGAGCACAAUUUGCUUGGUGGGUUUGCCUUUAUUGGUGAAGGGAUUCCCGUCGCGACGGGGGCAGCUUUUACCUCCAAGUACAAGAGAGAGGUUUUGAAAGAAGCAGAUUGUGAUCAUGUAACCUUGGCGUUCUUUGGGGAUGGAACUUGCAAUAAUGGCCAGUUCUUUGAGUGUUUGAACAUGGCGGCGUUGUGGAAGUUGCCCAUUGUGUUUGUUGUUGAGAACAAUUUGUGGGCUAUUGGGAUGUCUCAUUUGAGGUCUACUUCUGAUCCUCAAAUUUAUAAGAAAGGACCAGCUUUUGGGAUGCCUGGUGUUCAUGUCGACGGGAUGGAUGUUUUGAAGGUGAGGGAAGUGGCUAAGGAUGCGAUUGCUCGGGCGAGGAGAGGAGAAGGUCCAACAUUGGUCGAAUGUGAGACGUAUAGGUUCAGAGGACACUCGCUGGCUGACCCUGAUGAGCUUCGUGACCCUGAUGAGAAGGCGCGCUAUGCCAUGAGAGAUCCCAUCGCAGCCCUGAAGAAGUACAUCAUUGAGAACAAUCUGGCCAGUGAAGCCGAGUUAAAGGCCAUUGACAAGAAGAUAGAUGAGGUGGUCGAGGAUGCUGUUGAGUUUGCAGAUGAAAGCCCGGUUCCACCUCGUAGCCAGCUACUCGAAAAUGUGUUUGCAGAUCCAAAAGGUUUUGGAAUUGGACCUGAUGGCCGAUACCGAUGUGAGGACCCAAAGUUCACCCAAGGCACUGCACAUGUGUAAGCCUUUCCAAAGUAGGACAGAGAUCAAUCUAUUUAUGUACACUUCUUACUGGCAUGUUGGGUACUUGUUCUUGGUGUUUCUUAUGUCAUGUUUAGGUUGUCUGUUUUCUAAAAUUUUGAAUUCAUGAUAUAAUCUCCAUUUGUUACUGGAACAAAUGCUUUGAAUGGAAAACCCCAAAAGGUUGGAUGGCCC
Hibiscus syriacus is the source of this 1601-nucleotide messenger RNA. RefSeq names its product pyruvate dehydrogenase E1 component subunit alpha-3, chloroplastic-like. Gene Ontology annotation, biological process: pyruvate decarboxylation to acetyl-CoA. Lineage: Eukaryota; Viridiplantae; Streptophyta; Magnoliopsida; Malvales; Malvaceae. Bases 123 to 1409 code for a protein of 428 amino acids. Gene Ontology annotation, molecular function: pyruvate dehydrogenase (acetyl-transferring) activity. The transcript has 3 exons. The record is from RefSeq and is a predicted model, not a curated record. Gene Ontology annotation, cellular component: intracellular membrane-bounded organelle.